Messenger RNA from Suillus fuscotomentosus, 1871 nucleotides. RefSeq lists its product as uncharacterized. Lineage: Eukaryota; Fungi; Basidiomycota; Agaricomycetes; Boletales; Suillaceae. Bases 217 to 1743 code for a protein of 508 amino acids. The record is from RefSeq and is a predicted model, not a curated record. The transcript has 7 exons. Gene Ontology annotation, molecular function: acetyltransferase activity. Gene Ontology annotation, biological process: mycotoxin biosynthetic process.
GGGCGCUCAGCGCUCAGCGAUAGCCACUGGCAAAUCAUGUGAGAUUCACUUCCGAAAGUACAGAAGAAUGAUCAACAUGCAUAUGGUCAUGGUCAAAUCUUUGGAAACCGAUGCGUGAGAGGCCCUAUAGUUUCGAUAAUGAUAUCGAUCUCAGCUUAUUUGUGAACAGUAUAUAAUUCUAUACCUCAGUCACAAGCUUACCAGACAAGAUCACCGAUGGCUAAUAUCCUUACUCGUUACGAUUUAGAACAGUUCAAAUGGAAGCCCUUCAAAGGUGAAGGCGGUCGAAAUGGAUGUACUCGCCCUCUUGGAGGCGCUGAGCAUGCCCAGGAUCUUAUGAACCGUCAUAUCAAGGGUGAUCAAACAUUGUUCUUCGGACUCACUCUGGACUUGCACGAUCCUGUGAGCAUAACCAAACUCGCUUCUUCUGUUCAAGAAUGCUGGUGCUGGCUCCGCUUCCAAAUUCCUAUCAUCGCGACAUCCGUCAAUGGAUUCGAUCCCGAGCUGCCCACGAUAACUUAUACAACUGCCAGUCCGCAAGAGAUCAGCCAGUGGAUGCAUCGUACUCUCAUUGUCCACCCACCCUCGCAUAUCGACCUUGACCAAUUGCGGGUUGAUGAGGGUCAAAAGAAGGUCCCUUCAUCCGAUGGAGACCAGACAUGGAUGCACCUUCUCCCUGGCGAAAUUGCCAAUGGGACGGUUUCCAAAUUUGGUCUGCUGUUCCAUACCCAUCACACACCGUUCGAUGGCACAGGAUUAAAGAUCAUCAUGACUCGCUAUCUGACGCAAUUAGCGAGGGUGCUCUCUGACUCUCACAGUGCAUCCGACUCUAUUGAAUGGGGAAAUGAGCUGGAAAACCUCCCUCCCGCAGCUUACAACAUACUAAACUCCAACGAACCUCUUCCUAUUUCACCAAACUCGCUGGAGGAACCUUCCUUUGAUCACGAGUAUUACAAGUCCCUUGGAAGUGUCCUUACUGGCUUCGGCGCGUCGGGAAAGGAUGCAUACGGAUUUAAAGCUCGUCCGAAAGAUACAGACUGGCCGAAGACACGUCGCGCUGAGGUUCUCUUAACGAGGGAAGAAUCAGGAGGAAUUCAAACUGCCUCAAAGAUCGCUGGGUUCACACUUACACACCUUGCCCACGCUGCGUUAGCGAUGGUCGUCAUAGCUGAUAACCCACCCAAUGCGGCAUCUUCGUCACAUUACUUGAACAACAUGUCUCUGGCUAAUUUCCGAGGGCGAUUGGACUCACAAUACUCGCUGCAUCCAGGUUAUAUCCUUGGUGUUUUUAUGGCUAGGAUUCCGACGGAAGGUGUCCUCCCUUUGGACAAGAAUAUGCUUCUAAAGGUGGCAGACUUAGCCAAGGAACAGUAUCGAGCUCACAUAGAAUUACCGGCUGCGUUGAGUUGCAUGCCACGGGUCGGCGAAAUAUUCGCCUCUGCCAUUGUGCCAGCUGCGAAAGCAAACAUGCUGCCACCCAAUCAAUGUUACUCAUUUUCUAGUGACGGCAAAGGUGAAAACUAUUUGAACUCCACUUUUGCGGAUGACGCUGGGAACACGCUCUUUUCGGUGACCAAGUUCUUCACAUCUGUCAACAGGGUUGAUCCUGGCCCAUUCUUUCGUCUCUCCUCUUGGGGGGGCGUGAUCGAGCUUAGUGCUGAUUAUAACUCUAACAUCGUGAAAACCGAGGACGUGGUGGAUUACUUGAAUCAGUGGAAGAGGUUCAUGCUUCUGGCCAUUUGAAUAACACUCACUACUGAAUGAUACCCAUAUCUUGCCUCACUGUCAUUAUAUCAUUAGGGGCUAGACGAGCGAAAUGUAUUGCUUUUGUACAUAUUUAGUCAAAGCUCAUGUGACACCAACACGACUGC